Messenger RNA from Lodderomyces beijingensis, 1362 nucleotides. The record is from the annotation of a GenBank genome assembly. Lineage: Eukaryota; Fungi; Ascomycota; Pichiomycetes; Serinales; Debaryomycetaceae.
AUGUAUACCUAUAUGGAGUACCUCCAGAAAUGCUUUUUCAAGUCCACCAACUGGAACGAAGACAAUAUCUUUUCAAACAUUAAUGCAACUUCGCAAGCAAUCCUCGACUUUCCCAUCCCCAAUGGGUUGAAAAUCGAUACGUCGUCCAAGACAACUGAUUACCUGGCGUCCUCAUUCACUCUUUCCAAUUUCCACCAGAUCAAUGGAUCCUUAGCUUACCUUUACUCGCUGAAGCCGUUGACCUCGACCAUGGGCACCAAGGAUGUCUCUUUGCAGGAUGCAAUUGCUGGGUUUAGGAUAAUCGAGCCCAUGUUGGUGCUCCCCACUCAAAAACAGGACUACAGAUCGAGCGCCACAGAGGCAUCAUCUCAUGUCAACAAGGGCCAUUCGCUAAUGUACGGACGAAUGUAUUUCCCCGGCUCAGCGCUAGAGGCAAUGAUAAUCAAACGUAUUAGCGAAAACACUCAAUUGCUAGUCAAGUGUGUCAACAACCCCCAUUUGGAAAAGAACGGCACCAUGAUUGUGUAUCUACAGAACAACACCGUGAAAUAUCUGCGAGAACUCAUCUACUCGACAAAUGAAUCCCUUAUUGGCGUUCGGUUUCUUUACAAUUUGGGCAACACAAUUGCCAAAAACAUCAACCCCAAUUUGAUUCCCAAAUUCGACAAUUCCGUGGUGUCGGUAGGCACUGAACUUUGGUUUGCCGCGAGAACCAUGAGUCCCGGGUUGUCGUCAGCCUUGCGAUAUUCAACACGCUCAACGGCAACGGGCAAACCCUUGACCAUGACCCUUGCUGUUAACCCCAUCCUAGGCCACAUCACAUCGACCUAUACAGUCAAGACUUCAGUUGCAUCUACUUUCUGUUCAAAGUACGACUUUAACUUUUUUUCAUACGCAAGCAAUUUGUCACUCGGAUUUGAAUUAUACAGCUACGCGCGAAAGAGAAGCGCCUCGUCGAAAAUGGGACAAGCACAACCUGUUUAUCCAACGGGUGGGAGAUUGAAAACCGACCAACUACGGCCCCAGCUGCCUCACAUCAAGCUGCACGUGGUGCAAGUGAGACAAGUAGCACUCGACGAUCGCGGAGCACAGAAAUAUCCCGUUCCAUUAUUAGAGCACACAACUGAAGACGGAAACGAAAGCGAAACUGUAACCAACGUUUUUCAAAAUUUGGUCAAUGAAAGUGAUUUUUCGAGCGUCUUGAAAGUCUCCACCAGUCUUCGCGACAAGACUGUCAAACUUUUAUGGGAAGGCAGGGUCAAGGAUUUUUUGGUCAGCACUGGUGCUAAAGUUUCGAUCAAUCCAAUCACCAACACACCCGAGUUUAACAAAUUCGGCAUCACAUUCUCCUACGCCUUUUGA